GAAUCUUUUGUCUAUAGACGGAUAUGCAGUGGGGUUUUGUAACUUGGAGAGAAGUUUCUUCGUACAGGAUACCCACUUCUUUUCUAUUCACCCAAAAACAUAUUUGCUAUUGUAGUAAACUACAUGAACUGUGUAAAGGCUUGCCCUUAAUUGGACAGCUAUCCAGUCCUUUGACUAGGAGUUGUUUGGGAAGCAGUAACUUGUCGGUUACAGAAUCCAGCAAGAUACAGCAUCCCAUCCACCAAAACCUGGAAAACUCCAAAAAUUUACAAUAUACGACCUUUCCAGAAGAUCUCCUGUUUCAUUGGUUUGAAAAUAACCCAGAAAAUGAAGACUUUUAUUCCUUGUGGCAACAACUGAGCAACCAACUUGCUCACCUGCCAGGUGCAAAACGAAGUAUAUUGAACUUGUGUCAAGCUAGAAUCUUUGCUUGUAGCAAAUAUAGUUUGUAUCGUGUAAAGAGAGGUUUGCACAUUGCGCAAGUGUUGUGUGAGAUACAGGCAGAUUUCUUGACCAUAGUUGCCGGGAUAUUAGUAAAUAUUCCUUCCAAUUCUCCUGUUCAGAACCUUUCCAUUGGAAGUGGUUUUCAAGUACUGGUGGAAAGCGUAUCUCGUUCAUUAUCUUUCAUAUGGAGUUGCUUUGGUCGAUGUGAUACGGAAUCAGCAAAGAUGGUACAAGAUUUGUAUCAACAUGCCAAGGAUAAACGCGGUCUUCUUAUAGCAUUGGUUGUUUUCUUAAUAGAUUUGCGAUACCAAUGUAACAGUCCAUUUUCUAUCGCUGGUAUAGACGAAUCGUUGGCAAAGAUUUGUUUACAUGUAUUGGCUCCAGUUGCUAGUUGUUUAGGUAUAUGGAAACUUCAGUUGGAAUUGGAAGAAGUUGCUUUUCAUGUUCUUUAUCCUACGGAGUACGAGAGUCUUUCUCGUCAUAUUGGAAGAAUUUUACAACAGCGUUCUAAAAUUUUGGAAUAUGCUAGAUUCCAUAUUUGUCGGUUGCUAGACACAUCAAGUAAAAUUCAGAACCAGAUUUUGUCCUUUACCGUUCAUGGAAGAGUGAAAGGUCUUUAUUCAAUAUAUAAAAAAAUGAAACGUGGAAGGAAACUGAAAGAAAUUUAUGACUUAAUUGCAUUGCGUAUAAUUAUUAAACCUCGAAAUCCAAUGAAGGAAGUUCAAGCAUGUUACUCAGUAUUAACAAUAGUGGAACAACGUUGGUGUCCUGUGGCGUACAGAAACAAAGAUUUUAUCAAAUAUCCAAAACUGAAUGGUUAUAGAGCGCUACAUACCACGGUGAUAUUAAAUAAGAUUCCAUUCGAAGUACAGAUACGUUCAGAAGAAAUGCAUUAUCACGCGGAAUAUGGAAACUCGGCACACUUUCUAUACAAAUUGAGUCAAUCAAGUGAUAGCGACCAAGGUGUUUAGUUCAGCAAAGAAAUUAUCAGUCAAUGUGGAUUUAAAAUUAUUCCGUUCAUCGGUAACCUAACUACAAUAAUUAUGAAUAUUGUACAUAUUGAUUACUUUAUCAGAUUUAAAUUAAUUGCAUAAAUUAAAAUUUUAAAAU
Galdieria sulphuraria is the source of this 1554-nucleotide messenger RNA. Its product is annotated as GTP pyrophosphokinase. Gene Ontology annotation, biological process: guanosine tetraphosphate metabolic process. Bases 24 to 1415 code for a protein of 463 amino acids. Lineage: Eukaryota; Rhodophyta; Bangiophyceae; Galdieriales; Galdieriaceae. The record is from RefSeq and is a predicted model, not a curated record. The transcript has a single exon.